UCGGCGCGAGGGAAGGAGGCCGCCGCCGGUUUCCGUGGUGUACCAGCGUCUCACAGGAGGGGGUGGAAAAAGGAGCACUACCGACUUGACGGCCACCCGUUUCUCACAGACCCGUUUCUUCCCGCAGUAACUUGGAAGAGACAAGGGGCCCGUUGUGUGAAGGGUCGAAGGAAAAGGUGUAAUUGAGCCAUGCCUCUGUGUUUGUGUGUGUAAGCGCUCACGGCGGCGGCGGUUGCCAUGGUAACAGAGGCUGCUCUCCGGCGGCUGCUAAGGGCUUCGCGGGCGUGAUUCCAAAAACUCUUUUCUUCUGUCUGGGCGCUUAUAUAUUUCACAGAUAAAAUUACAUCCUGCUAAGAUACCAGCAUAUUAUACAUCAAAUUGUCAACUUUUAAAAAAAAUGAUUUUCAAAUGAAGUUUUCUAUGGACUUGAAGAGUUGUGUUUGACCCUAAAAGUACAUAGCAGUGAAGCUUUUGUAUAUUGAGUGCUUCCUGCAAAGUACUUUCUAGCAGACCAAUGCAGCCGUCAAAGAAUAAAAAAGCAGAAUAUUUGGAAACUUUCUGUAGGCCUUCUUCAGCUGUCCAGAAGACCAGUGCUGAGAUCAUAAAUGAAGCACGAAAUACCCUAAGGACCUUGAGAACCCAAAGACCAUUUACGCCAAGAGAAGAACAAAGGAAACUUUUUGGAUCUGGUUCAUCAAGAGCACCUGAAAAUAGGCCACCUUCCACUUUCAGUCUCCAUGCUUCCAGCUUUGAAUCAAUUGAAUCAAGACCUGUGUCUUGUGCACGCCUCAGCCCACUGGACCAUAAACCAAAGCUACUGUUAUCUUCUACAAGUGAAGAACAUCACAUUUCCCCUGUGAAAUCAUCAUUGGACUCAGAAAAGAUUAGAAAAGUUAGCAAUGCACGUGCACUUUUGUUCAGAUCUGCCUCUUACGGAAAUCUUCUCCCUGAUAAAGCAUUUUUCCCCACUGAGAGCAAAAGGCAAAGUUCUGAAGAUGAGACUGCUGCAGGUGAUAUUUCAAGGAGCAGUCACGAAAGUUUCUCACAGAAAUUAAUUGUUGACUUGAGCUUUAAGGAUGAGUGUCUUCCACUCUCUUCUAAAGAGCAUUACAGUAAGAUAACAGGAGAAAAAGUGUAUCACAAAAUGACAGGCAUAUCAACUUCAUCUCAACUCAACAGCCAAAGUGACCAAGUUAACAAGGAGGAAAGUCCUUUAGCCUGUCCAAAUAAGACUGAACAAGCCAGGCCUGCAGUUAAAUCAGAAAAUUAUCCCGAAGUACUUGAGACAGAAGAAGAAAACUACUGGAAUAUGAACGUUUUACCAAUUUUACAUGAAUUAGAAACAGAGGACAAUGUAGAAAACCUUUGCCAUGCCUGCACUAUCCUCUAUCAAGUCCUGGAGGAAGGCGAUAUGUUUGGAAAGCGAUUUAAAGGGCGUACUCUUCUUUUGAAGACUUUAUACAAAUUAGUUGACAUUCCUUCUGAUACCCUUGGCCUGAAAUUAGCAAAAAUUAUUCUGGGUGUGAAAGUCAAUGGGAAGAAUCUAGUUAAUGUUUGCAAACUUGUGUUCAAAAUAAGCAGAAAUGAUAAAAAUGACACCCUGAUUCAGAAUGACAACAUAUUAGAUUCUCUGCUUGAAAUUCUGAGAGUUGAAGAUGUGCAAGCAAACAUUGAAGCCUUUCUGUAUUGUAUGGGUGCUGUAAAAUUCAUUUCUGGAAACAAAAGGCUCAUUAAUGAGAUGUCCAGCAAGGGAAGUGUUGAGAUACUGCUGCAACUUAUGAGACACAUUAAUGAAAUUAAUGAAAGUGAUCCUCUGUUCUCCAGCUCAGGACAUCUCUUAGUCCAGCUCACUGCCACUUUGCGAAACCUGGUUGACUUGUCUCAGUCAAGGUGCAAACUCCUGGAAUAUGGAGCAAUUCUAGACCUUUGCCUGAUGCUGGAGAAACGUAUGAAUGACAAGGAUAUAUGUACCAAUGUGGCCAGAAUUUUCAGCAAGCUUUCUUCCUUCAAUGACUGCUGUACAGCUUUGGCAGACUGCUCCAGAUGUUACAUCUUAUUUUUAGCCCUGCUAAACAAACACGCAAAGAAGCAGGAUUUAGUUGUUCGUAUCAUUUUCAUUCUUGGCAAUUUAACAGCGAAGAACAAUCAGGCUCGAGAACAAUUUUUUGAGAUACAAGACAGCAUUAACACCCUGAUAAUGCUAUUCCAGUCUCAUUGGGAAAUUGACUGUAAUAGUAAGCUGUUGAAAGAUGACGGUGAAUUUAAAAAUCUGAAGCAUCCUUCUGAAGCAGAAGAUGUCCUCAUCAAACUUAUACGAGUGAUUGCCAAUUUGUCCAUUCAUCCGACUAUAGGUGUAAGCCUAGCAACUAACCAUCAGAUUGUGGCAUUACUUAUUACAGUACUAGAAUACAAGUCAGUUGGCGAAUCUGAGGAGCUGGUUAUUAAUACCACAGCAACAAUCAACAAUUUAUCUUUCUACCAUGUGAAGAAUUCUAUAAUACAGGAGAAGAAACUAUAUAUUGCAGAAUUGCUUCUAAAGUUGUUACUAAGCAGCAAUAUGGAUGGAAUUCUGGAGGCUAUUCGAGUCUUUGGUAAUCUUUCUCAGUACCGUGAAGUCUGUGACUUCAUUAUACAGCGACAGGUAUACAAGUUCAUGAUUGCUUUGCUCGAUGCCAAACACCAAGAUGUCUGCUUUUCGGCCUGUGGAGUUCUCCUCAACCUUACUGUGGAUAAAACCAGGCGUAUUAUACUGAAUGAAGAAGGAGGAAUUAAAAAGUUAAUUGAUUGUUUGAGAGACUUUGGUCCUACAGACUGGCAGCUGGCUUGUUUAAUAUGCAAGACUUUGUGGAACUAUAGUGAGAGUUUUAGUAUUGCUGAGACCUGCUUUGAAGAAGAUGAUUCAAAUGCCCUACUUGAUCUCCUUGCAUCAUUUUUAGAUGAAGAAAUGGCAUUGGAUUACAGUUUGGACAGCGAUUUAAGAAUUUAUCACAAAAUAUAUUGGGAAACAGAGUUCAAACCUGUGGCACAGAAGCUUCUCCAGAAAAUACAAAGCUGAAUUUUGAGCCCUUAACUAAUUACUGCAUUUUAUGGUGGGCGUUGAGGAUUUUGGUAUAAAGGAUACUUCAGUUGCUGUUUAUGCAAACUGUUUCCCACUACUUGGAACAUGCUGUAUCCAAAGAAAAAUGACUAUUUUGUAUAUAGAUUCUACUUUAUAAACCAGCUACCACAUCUGGACUAAGUACCUUUCUGAUAAACUUAAUAAAAAUCUGUCCUCACUUUAUUGCAUAGAAGAUGUGCGAUUUUGGAUAGUGAUAACUAAAUGAUGGGUAAGGAUUGACUGUUGUUCCUACUUGGAACUCUGAGCAUGUGUUGAUUAGAUCAUGUGAUUAAGAUGUAGCUUUAAUUGGGAAACUAAUUACUAUAAUUUUUCUGUAAUGAUUCAGCUCUGAAGCAGGCACAAGAACCAAUCUUUCUAAAGCUGUUUUGUUGCUGCUGUUUGUUUUUUGCUUUUGAGUCUGCUGUUGUUUCACCGUAAUUGUGCCGGUGAUAUUGAUGUUCAUGGAAAAAGAAUGAGGAGUCAGAUAAGGGAAAUUCAUAAAAUGUUAGUCAUUUAAACACAGGCGGGAAAACAGAUUUUUCGUUUGAUACAAUUUCUAGCAUAAGAAGGGGACUUUAAAACAAUUUCCAGUUAAAUGGCAUCUCUUUACAAGAAGAUCAGUAAGGAUGUAAUGCACUGAUAAAUCCAGCAUUUGAUUUAGAAUCUAUGGCUUACAUAUAACCCCUGGUUCUACUGACAAUUUCAAAAAAUGACUCAAAUAUUGAAAUAAGUAUUCUUUGUUUAUGUGCAUUCUGUGAAACUCCACCUGUUAGAUGGCACCAGCUUUCUUAGGAUAUAAGAAUCAGCUCCAUGGCUGGCAGGUGAACAAGGUUUGUAAAGUUACUAGACUUCAUAAAUGAAAUUCAAAUAGCAACUAUUGGAAGGAAUACUUUAAGCAAAACCAAUUUGAAAUGUGAACAUUUGGUGUAUGAACUGUGGAUUUAGCAUAAAUUUUGUACUUUUGACUAGAGGAAACGGCAGAUGCUUCCUGUUAAACUGUUGAGGUUGCAGCUUAGCUUUUUGUUCUCUCCUCUCAA
Messenger RNA from Pogona vitticeps (central bearded dragon), 4134 nucleotides. RefSeq names its product armadillo repeat containing 2 (gene ARMC2). Lineage: Eukaryota; Metazoa; Chordata; Lepidosauria; Squamata; Agamidae. Gene Ontology annotation, molecular function: protein binding. Gene Ontology annotation, biological process: cilium organization; sperm axoneme assembly. The record is from RefSeq and is a predicted model, not a curated record.